GGGGCGCAGGGUGCGGAGCUCAGAGCUCGGGCCUGGUUUCUCAGAGCCCGUCUCCAGCUGGGGACCUGCACCCCAGGGCAGGGGGGUGCGGGGGGAGGGGCAGACCCACCCGGGCCGGGAGGGCAGGCCCCGGAGAGCCGGGCCACCCUCGUCCCCGCCCCUCUGGGCGCGGGGCUGUCAGGGUUCCUGUUUGGAGAGAAAAACCAGCAAAACCCAACGAGGCGAAGGGGGAGGAGGACGGAGCGGGCCCGGCGGGGCCUGGCGGGGCCUGGGCGCCCCUGCCCGGCCGGAGGGCCGUGCCCGCCGCUGGCGAUGGGGCAGGGCGCGGGCGGCCGGCUGGCGGCCAUCCAUCUGCGGCGGCGGGCGCGGGCCGGGGCUGUUUGUAACUUUGCUGCCGCGGUCGCCGCGGUCCCCGGGGAGCGGCCCGGCGCGCCUCCCAUUGGCCGCCGCCGCGUCAGCUGGUGCGAUUUGCUGCUGUCGCUUUUGGCGUUCGGCCAUCCAGAAACAAACCAGUUCGAUGACUACUAAUAGUUAUAGCCAGAUGUACUAAUACACAACAAAUCACGGGCCUGCGGAGGGGCGCGCCAAUGAGUUCCUAUUUUGUGAAUCCCACUUUCCCCGGGAGCCUGCCCAGCGGCCAGGACUCCUUCCUGGGCCAGCUGCCCCUCUACCCGGCCGGCUACGACGCGCUGAGGCCCUUCCCGGCCUCGUACGGGGCGUCCAGCCUCCCGGACAAGACGUACACCUCACCUUGUUUCUACCAACAGUCCAACUCGGUCCUGGCCUGCGGCCGGCCGUCCUAUGAGUACGGGGCCUCGUGCUUCUAUUCCGAUAAGGACCUCAGUGGCGCCUCGCCCUCGGGCGGUGGCAAGCAGAGGGGCCCCGGGGACUACCUGCACUGUCCUCCCGAGCAGCAGUACAAAUCCGACGGCAGCAGCGUGCCCGGCAAAGCCCUCCAUGAGGAAGGCGCCGACCGGAAGUACACGAGCCCUGUGUACCCCUGGAUGCAGCGGAUGAACUCCUGUGCGGGUGCCGUGUACGGGAGCCACGGGCGCCGAGGCCGCCAGACCUACACGCGCUACCAGACGCUGGAGCUGGAGAAGGAGUUCCACUUCAACCGCUACCUGACCCGCCGCCGCCGCAUCGAGAUCGCCAACGCGCUCUGCCUCACCGAGCGCCAGAUCAAGAUCUGGUUCCAGAACCGCCGCAUGAAGUGGAAGAAGGAGAACAAGCUCAUCAAUUCCACGCAGCCCGGCGGGGAGGAGGCCGAGGCCAAAGCGGGCGAGUAGGCGCCCGGGCGGGGACCAGGCCAGCGGCGCGACCUCCCUCGGCUCUGCUCCCUCGCCUUCGCCCGCUCCCCAGCCUUUCUCUCUGCCUGCUACCAUCUGGGGGGCUUACGCAGCUUCAGGGGAGCCCGGAGCUUUGCAAACGCCUGAGCAUUUAUUUCUUACA
Messenger RNA from Pipistrellus kuhlii (Kuhl's pipistrelle), 1452 nucleotides. RefSeq names its product homeobox A6 (gene HOXA6). Gene Ontology annotation, biological process: anterior/posterior pattern specification; regulation of transcription by RNA polymerase II. Bases 588 to 1289 code for a protein of 233 amino acids. Gene Ontology annotation, molecular function: RNA polymerase II cis-regulatory region sequence-specific DNA binding; DNA-binding transcription factor activity, RNA polymerase II-specific. The transcript is spliced from 2 exons. Gene Ontology annotation, cellular component: nucleus. The record is from RefSeq and is a predicted model, not a curated record. NCBI's taxonomy places the organism in Eukaryota, Metazoa, Chordata, Mammalia, Chiroptera, Vespertilionidae.